This is a messenger RNA of Malassezia pachydermatis, 411 nucleotides long. Its product is annotated as histone H3. Bases 1 to 411 code for a protein of 136 amino acids. Gene Ontology annotation, molecular function: structural constituent of chromatin; protein heterodimerization activity; DNA binding. The record is from RefSeq and is a predicted model, not a curated record. Lineage: Eukaryota; Fungi; Basidiomycota; Malasseziomycetes; Malasseziales; Malasseziaceae. The transcript has 2 exons. Gene Ontology annotation, cellular component: nucleosome.
AUGGCGCGUACCAAGCAAACAGCCCGCAAGUCAACUGGUGGCAAGGCGCCCCGUAAGCAGCUCGCCACUAAGGCCGCUCGUAAGUCGGCCCCCGCCGCUGGUGGUGUGAAGAAGCCCCACCGUUACAAGCCUGGUACCGUGGCUCUGCGUGAGAUUCGUCGCUACCAAAAGAGCACGGAACUUCUGAUCCGCAAGCUGCCUUUCCAGCGUCUUGUUCGUGAGAUUGCCCAGGACUUCAAGACCGACCUGCGCUUCCAGUCGUCCGCUAUUGGUGCGUUGCAGGAGGCCAGCGAGGCCUACCUUGUCUCGCUCUUCGAGGACACCAACCUGGCUGCCAUCCACGCCAAGCGUGUGACGAUCCAGCCGAAGGACAUUGCCCUUGCCCGCCGUCUUCGCGGUGAGCGUUCGUAA